Messenger RNA from Rosa rugosa (rugosa rose), 2626 nucleotides. Its product is annotated as probable L-gulonolactone oxidase 6. The transcript is spliced from 4 exons. The record is from RefSeq and is a predicted model, not a curated record. The coding region runs from base 360 to 2102 and encodes 580 amino acids. Gene Ontology annotation, cellular component: membrane. NCBI's taxonomy places the organism in Eukaryota, Viridiplantae, Streptophyta, Magnoliopsida, Rosales, Rosaceae. Gene Ontology annotation, molecular function: D-arabinono-1,4-lactone oxidase activity; FAD binding.
CUCGAUCGAACAAUUUCAAUUCAUUUCUAUGAUAGCACUACUAUUGUAAAGCAACAAGACCCUUCGAUUUCAAGUUAAAGAAACUACAAAUAACCCACACACCUGUCACGAGGUAAACAAACACCAUCAAUACCUAUGGGGUAGAUAGAUAUUAGAUACGGGUAGAUAUUAGAUAUAUAGAUGUAUAUAUAGAACCAUCACGUUUCUAUUACUUCUGGGCUCAAGCUUUAAAUGGCUUCAAAGCAUUCCAUAUCUUAAACGAUUUUUAUAUUAGUUUCUUGCUAAGUAUGUAAAACUUGUGUGCGAGCCAAACAACUCUAUAUAUACAGAUAAAUAUUUAGAAAAAGAACAAUCCAAAAAUGGGUAUGUUGGGGCUUGUUAUCCGAGUAAACUGUCUAUUCUUGUUAUCGUUCUUGGUGUGUUCUACCCCUCCGGAGGACCCCAUCAAGUGUUCAUCGUCAAAUAACACAAACUGCACCAUCACAAACUCCUACGGCAUCUUCCCCGAUCGAACUGUCUGUAAAGCGACUAGCGUAUCAUACCCUAGUACGGAGGAAGAACUCGUUAAGGUCGUGGCUGAUGCAACCAAGAACAAGAAGAGCAUGAAGGUGGCGACUCGUUACUCCCACAGCAUUCCCAAGCUGGUUUGCCCGCGCGGCGAAGACGGGCUGAUCAUAAGCACCAACAACCUCAACCGUGUGGUGAAGGUCGACGUUGAAGGGAUGAAGAUGACGGUGGAGAGCGGCGUGACGCUUAGGCAGGUGAUCAGUGAGGCUGCGAAGGUUGACUUGGCGUUGCCUUACGCACCAUAUUGGUGGGGGCUAACUGUCGGUGGGUUGCUAGGGACUGGUGCACAUGGAAGCACAUUAUGGGGUAAGGGAAGCUCUGUUCAUGAUUAUGUGGUGGGACUUAGGAUUGUGAGUCCAGGAGGGCCUGAAGUUGGUUAUGUCAAGGUGAGAAGUCUCGGUCAAGGUGAUAAAGAUCUUAAUGCAGCUAAGGUUUCACUUGGAGUCUUAGGAGUAAUAUCACAGGUUACUCUAAACCUUCAACCCAUGUUCAAGAGGUCCAUCACAUAUUUGAGCAAGAGCGAUUCUGACUUGGGAGAUCAAGUGCUUAAGUUUGGCAAGCAGCAUGAGUUUGCGGACAUAAUAUGGUAUCCUAGCCAGCACAAGGCAGUUUAUCGAGUAGAUGAUCGUAUCUCCUCAAACACAUCCGGAAAUGGUUUAUAUGAUUUCCUUCCUUUUCGAGCAACGCCUUCAGUUGCACUGGCAGUUAUAAGAACGGCAGAAGAGAACCAAGAAUCAAAAAGCGAUGCUGAUGGGAAAUGCUCUGGGGCAAAGUUGGUCACAUCUGGGCUUUUAUCCGAUGCUUAUGGUUUGACAAACAAUGGUAUAAUCUUUACUGGAUAUCCUGUGAUUGGAUAUCAGAACCGGCUUCAAGCAUCUGGAACUUGCCUUGAUAGUCAUCAAGAUUCAAGAAUCACGGCAUGCGCAUGGGACCCAAGGAUCAAGGGCGAGUUUUUUCAUCAAACAACCUUCAGCAUCAGCUUGUCCGUGGCCAAAAGCUUCAUUCAAGACGUGCAGAAGCUAGUUGAGAUUGAACCCAAAUCCCUCUGUGGAGUAGAAAUCUACAAUGGAAUCCUAAUGCGCUAUGUCACCGCAUCAACUGCUUACCUUGGCAAACAAGUAGAUGCAAUUGACUUCGACUUCACUUAUUACCGAAGCAAGGACCCCAUGACGCCUAGGCUCCAUGAAGGCAUACUUGAAGAAAUAGAGCAAUUGGCACUGUUUAAGUACGGAGCAUUGCCACAUUGGGGAAAGAAUAGGAACAUAGCCUUUGAUGGGGUGAUGAAGAAGUACAUACAUGGUAAGGAGUUCUUGAGGGUUAAGGAAGUGUAUGACCCAAUGGGGCUAUUCUCAAGUGAAUGGAGUGACCAGGUCCUUGGAAUUAAGGGUGAGGUUAACUUAGUCAAGGAAGGGUGCGCCCUAGAAGGGUUGUGCAUUUGCUCACAAGACAUUCAUUGUGCCCCAAGCGAGGGCUACUUCUGUAGACCGGGGAAAGUAUUUAGGGAUGCAAGGAUCUGUACUCCGAUCCAUAAUUAGACAAGAACCACAAGUAACUAGCUAGACUCUCUGUUGGCGAAAUUACAAUAAAAUAUUAUAAUUUCUCUUGAGAGACUCGUUGACAAAAGGCUGAGGCGCGGGUAUCUCGCUCUCUUUAAGGAGAUUCAAGCCCUCUGCGGAACAAUGCCGGUGCACCAGAAAUCUCUUGACUUGUCCCCUCCAGGAUACAAUAGCCCAACAACAAGUUGUAUGGCUCACACCAAUCUGCACAAAUUGGAGGAACCCAAAGCUCCACCAAAAGAACACCUUUCUCUGGCCAAAAAAACACACAAGACUCUUUUGGGGGAUUUUGGAAAGAAGGUUGAUGGGUGAAUAGUUGAGUAAAAGUUUAAUGUAUUUUAGCAUGCAACAAAUGGUGCUAUUUAUAGGCUCUUAGGACACUCCCUACAAUUAAUAGGGUAGUAACCAAAUGCCAUAGGUUACAAAAAUUAAAACCCAAAAUAAAUCAAAAUAAAACACCAUGAGUUACAAAAUAAAAUUCAAAAUAAAUUCAGAAUUUAAAC